UCGCAAAUGCUGAGGGUGGGGUAUAUUUCUUUUACUGUCUAUGGGUAUAUGACAGCAACGACAGCUUCAGAGAAACCACUGGGUGUAUGACUUGGAAAGGCGAUUAAUGCGUUCCACAAGAUAGCAUAAGAGACUGUGGAGGACAUAGUCACCGAGAGGUGGUGCCAGCUUGUCUGUGGGUGUACCUGAGGAAGGCAGUUAGAUAUGGCAGCCAAUAAGAGUAAGGGUCAGAGCUCCCUAACGCUGCACAAGGUCAUUAUGGUGGGCAGUGGAGGCGUAGGAAAGUCUGCUCUUACUCUUCAGUUUAUGUAUGAUGAGUUUGUUGAAGAUUAUGAGCCCACAAAGGCUGACAGCUACAGGAAGAAAGUGGUGUUGGAUGGAGAAGAGGUGCAGAUUGACAUUCUAGAUACAGCUGGGCAAGAAGACUAUGCGGCCAUCCGAGACAAUUAUUUCCGUAGCGGAGAGGGUUUCCUGUUGGUGUUCUCCAUAACAGAGCAUGAGUCCUUCACGGCCACAGCAGAAUUCAGGGAGCAGAUCCUGCGGGUUAAAGCUGAGGAGGAUAAGAUUCCACUGCUUUUGGUUGGAAAUAAGUCGGACCUUGAGGAUCGGAGGCAGGUUUCAGUGGACGAGGCCAGAGGAAAAGCAGAAGAGUGUGGUGUGCAGUAUGUAGAGACUUCUGCCAAGACACGGGCCAAUGUGGACAAGGUAUUUUUUGAUCUAAUGAGGGAAGUCCGUGCUAAAAAGAUGUCAGAAAAUAAGGACAAAAACGGGAAGGGAAAAAAUAAGAAGAAUAAGAAGAGCUUCAAAGAGCGAUGCUGUUUACUUUGAAUCACACUUGGACUUUUCCAAACCAAAUCUACUUGCAACUCUAUGGGGAAACUCCAUCAGAGCCCCUUUUCUUUAUUAAAAUCAUCACUUGAUUAGUAAGGUUUUGUACUGGUCAAGGUAAGCCUUUAUCAUUCCUUUCAUUCCCUUAGUUAAUUUCAAAUAACUAGACUAAGAAUGAAUGGUAUGGAUACUUUUUAAUAGACGAUGACCACUAUAUGGACGACUGUGGCAUUCGUAAAAUGUAUUUGGCCAACAUGUGCCCGACACUAACUUUAUUGCUCUGUAAUUUAUCUUUCCCUGACAGUUGUGAGUAGAAAUCCUCUUUAGUAGGCAAUUUUAGCUCUUUAUUUUUUAUUUCAAGCCUUUUGAGUAUUUUUGUGUUAGGUUUUUUCAAAUCUAACCAUUUUAUUUCAACAUCUGUCGACGCCAUCAAUGCAUUCAGAUCAAGAAAUGUUUUUGUAGAUCAAGUAGUACUGUGGUUUUAGACGCCAUUGAAAAGCACACGUGGUAUUAAGGAUCGGGUGCAGAAGCAUGGGUUAAUAGUGCCACCUGGUGGUUCAUAAAUAUAUAUUUUCAUGAAGUCCUCAUGCCUAACCUCAAGUUACUAAUCUCUGUGAACUGAUCUGCCUUUGUUUUCGUGUUUUAUUGAAAUAUUUUUGUAGGACUUGUUACAUUUCCACCACUGUCUUAUGAGAAGAAUGUAUUCCUUGUGUAAAUGUGCCAACAAGAACCAUGACUAAAACAACCUUGCUGCAUUUUCAGACUAGACAUUUUUAUUGUUUGUUUAGCACUCUGACCUUGGAGCUGUGGUUUCACCAGUAAUUUAAAACUGCUCUUUUAUAUGAAUAUCACCUAACCCAGACUACAAUUUGUAUUUCAGAAGUAAAACUUCAAUCCAUGUUGCCAAAUAAACUUUUUUUCUCCUUUUGUA
Molecule: messenger RNA, 1759 nt
Organism: Carassius auratus (goldfish)
Lineage: Eukaryota; Metazoa; Chordata; Actinopteri; Cypriniformes; Cyprinidae
Product: ras-related protein Ral-B-like
Exons: 5
Coding region: 205-828 (207 amino acids)
Biological process (GO): signal transduction
Cellular component (GO): membrane
Molecular function (GO): GTPase activity; GTP binding
Source: RefSeq, a predicted model, not a curated record